Messenger RNA from Cuscuta epithymum, 1751 nucleotides. The record is from the annotation of a GenBank genome assembly. NCBI's taxonomy places the organism in Eukaryota, Viridiplantae, Streptophyta, Magnoliopsida, Solanales, Convolvulaceae.
GGAAAACGGGAAGACCGGAAGAAGCCGCUCGAGUCUCGACUAAAACUUUGAAAGUCUGGAACGACCGAACCGCUUGUCACCGGCCCCAGCCCGCCGCCGCGACCCUCCUCCAGGACCGCACGUUUGUCGACUGUCCAGCGAUGUCCACUCGUCCGCCGAAAAAUUGCACCUGAAAGCGCGAAGCUCUGGUUGCUGCGAAACCAUUCAGCAAAGAGAAGAUGUCGUCCGCAAGAGAUUGGAUUGAAACGGAUGAAACCGCAAAGCAGUACCUGUCUCGGGUUCUCACAGAACGACCUUUCUUGCCUCUUACACCUCCUUUUCACCGCAUUCCCCUCCGCGCUGGCAGCGUUGUCGAGAUAGUCGGCCCUUCGCAUUCAGCCAAGACCCAGAUUCUCAUACAGGCUGCAAUCAAUUGUAUUCUGCCCAAGGAAUGGAAGGGCGUGCAUUAUGGAGGUUUAGAGCGCUCAGUCAUGUUUAUCGACUUGGAUUGUCGCUUUGAUAUUUUGAGCCUUUCACGUUCACUGAAGCAGCGCGUACUAGAUGCCAUAGGAAAGAGUAUGCAAAGCCUAAAAGGAGGGGCGGAUGUCACGUCUGAAAAUGAUUUAGUUGUAGAAAGCAUGAGACGUUUCAUGUAUGUCCGUUGCUAUGAUAGUAUCCAGUUUCUGGCCACACUUAAGACUAUGCACAAUCAACUUCAAAAGGGAAAAGAGGUGCAUGGUGUUGGUGCUUAUUUGCUGAUUAUUGACAGUAUUGGAGCUUUUCACUGGAUGGAUCGGGCUCUUGCAUUCAUUCCACAUGGGAGCAGCAACAGAAAAAGUCUCUCUCUUCAAGGAGUAUCAGAAGCUGUGGUUCAAGAAAUUCAAAAGAUUCUUCUGGCUCAUCCAAUGCUUGUCCUAAGUACCAAAACAGUGAAUUUGGAGGAUAAGUAUACAUCAAAUGAAGUAGUAAGGAAUGUUGAAAGAUGGAAUAAUCAAAAUCUACCAUAUCGUGAAUAUAUGCCUUUAGUCUGGCAGUCCUUUGUUUCUCACAGAAUGCUUGUGUACACUUCAGGCGUAGAUGAUAAUUGCAAGAAUAAAAGCCGACCUACUUAUUUUAUAGAGUGGCUGUUACCAUCUCUGCACAAACCAGAAAGGUUUACCAUCAACGAUAAUGGUGUAUUUUCUACAUGAUUGACUGAUUGUAUGAAUCCAGAGUGCAGAAUCAAUAAUAAGCUCUGAUUCAGGAGGAGUGCCUCUAGUGGGAACUAGUGUUCCUACCACUCUACAACUUGAUAAUGGCUGCUUCAGUUUUAAAGGAGAUUUUGUGGCCAUUAUUGGAGAAUAUACUAUGAGCCCGUUUGGAGAACUCUGUUUUCGGCUUAUCAGGCUUAUCAGCCAGCUUUUUCACCAAACACGUAACUUUUACUUUCGCGCGCUGAAUUGUGUAAUAAGCCGAAAAAGUAAGAAUCAGCCAAAACAGCCACUCCAGCCAGAAUAUCAUAAAUUUCAGCAGAAUCAGCCAAAACAGCCGAUUUUGGUGCUACCAAACGGGCUCUAUACUGCCAUCCCAAUUCCAAAUCUUAAUCUUGACCUAUGUAUCUCUGUUGCGUUCAUCUUUGGCUUGCUAGCUUCAUCAUGUGCUAACAAUAAUGGCUACUUAUAAUGUGUUUUUUUGUUGUUGAUGUGAUUAUUCAAUAACAAAAAUGUAUAUGUACAUCAUACUGUCCUAGUCAUGUUUAUGUAUUUUAAUGAGGUUCGUUUGGCUCCUUACAA